Cornus florida is the source of this 2637-nucleotide messenger RNA. Its product is annotated as cationic amino acid transporter 2, vacuolar-like. The record is from RefSeq and is a predicted model, not a curated record. Gene Ontology annotation, molecular function: amino acid transmembrane transporter activity. The transcript has 14 exons. Gene Ontology annotation, cellular component: membrane. NCBI's taxonomy places the organism in Eukaryota, Viridiplantae, Streptophyta, Magnoliopsida, Cornales, Cornaceae. Gene Ontology annotation, biological process: transmembrane transport; amino acid transport. The coding region runs from base 458 to 2398 and encodes 646 amino acids.
AGAAUUGGGUAAGCCCAGCUCACCUAACCUUGCUGUUGCGGCUGAAGAGGAGAGAACAGAAAUAAAUGAUGAGCUGAAACAGUUAAUGUAAACGACUGUUUCACACAUUAUAUCAAACAAUUGGGCUGCCAAAACACAUCGGGCAGACCAAUCAACGAGUGUCCUUUAGCGCAAUUAAUCUGCCCCUACUUCCCUUCAUUGCCUAAAUUCUUUGCUUAAUCAAGCCAAUUCUGCCCGUUUUCCCUCUUCCAAAGCGCUCGAAUCUCCAGGAAUUUAGCUUCUUGUUGUCAAUAGGGAACGCGGGCAGGUUAGUUAGUUGCUGCAAUACAAUAUAUACAUACAUAUAUAUAUAUAUAUAUAUAUGUUUGUGUGUGUUAUAUAGACUCUUUUUUUGUUGAUUCUUGAAUAAGAUCACCAGAAUUUUCGUGUACCCAUCAAAGAAUUCUUUGAUUUUUUGAUGGGCUUGUUUUCUGAGUCACAAAAGGGUGGUAGUGAAGGAACUUCUCCGUGGGGUUAUAGAAGUCUGACAAGGAGGAAGCAGGUUGAUUCAAUCCAUUCCAAGGCAUCCGAUGGCGGUCAUCACUUGGCCAAGGAAUUAUCUAUUGCUCACCUCAUUGCAAUCGGAGUCGGCUCAACAAUUGGUGCUGGAGUUUAUAUUCUUGUUGGCACGGUUGCCAGAGAGCAUGCCGGCCCGGCCCUUACCAUUUCAUUCCUUAUAGCUGGAAUUGCAGCUGCUCUUUCUGCCUUCUGCUAUGCGGAGCUCGCAAGUCGUUGCCCAUCAGCUGGGAGUGCCUACCAUUAUUCAUACAUAUGUAUCGGAGAAGGUGUUGCUUGGCUAGUUGGUUGGGCUCUGAUAUUGGAAUAUACAAUUGGUGGUGCUGCAGUUGCUCGUGGCAUAUCUCCCAAUCUGGCCUUGCUUUUUGGAGGUUCAGAUAGUUUGCCAGCUUUCCUAGCUCGUCUGUAUAUUCCUGGGCUUGGCAUUGUGGUAGACCCAUGUGCAGCAAUUUUGGUUUUUGUUGUCACUGGGCUCUUGUGUGUGGGAAUCAAGGAGAGUACUCUGGUACAAGCCAUUGUCACAACAGCAAAUGUGUGUGCCAUGAUUUUUAUCAUUAUAGCUGGUGGAUAUCUGGGUUUUAAGAGUGGAUGGGCUGGCUAUGAACUUCCUGCUGGGUAUUUUCCCUUUGGGGUAGAUGGGAUGCUUACUGGUUCUGCAACAGUAUUCUUUGCAUACAUUGGUUUUGAUUCAGUUGCCAGUACUGCUGAGGAGGUGAAAAAUCCUCAACGAGAUCUGCCAUUGGGUAUAGGGGCUGCACUGUCUAUAUGUUGCAUGUUAUAUAUGUUGGUUUCUGUUGUCAUUGUUGGUUUGGUACCCUAUUAUGCAAUGGAUCCCGACACCCCCAUCUCCUCUGCAUUUGCAAGCCAUGGGAUGCAGUGGGCAGCAUACAUAAUAACCAUUGGAGCGUGUACUGCUCUCUGCUCAACACUAAUGGGUUCACUGCUGCCUCAGCCACGGAUUCUGAUGGCAAUGGCAAGAGAUGGAUUGCUGCCAGCAUUCUUUUCAGAUGUUAAUCAACGCUCCCAAGUUCCUGUCAAGAGCACAGUAGUGGCCGGUAUCAUUGCUGCAACUUUAGCUUUCUCCAUGGAUGUUGCACAAUUGGCAGGAAUGGUCAGUGUGGGUACUCUUCUUGCGUUCACUAUGGUGGCAAUUUCUGUACUGAUACUUAGAUAUGUCCCACCGGAUGAGGUGCCACUUCCACCGUCACUUCAGGAGUCAAUAGAUUCAGUAACGCUGCAAUAUAGUAGCACUAAGGAUAUUGAUGGGGAAAAUCCUAAUAAUGAUCAUGUUGGAACCUCUGAAGAAGAUACUCGGUAUUUUUUGCUUGGCAAGGGGGAGGCAACUGUUGCAUGGCCUCUUUUAUUGAAACAAGCAGCUCAAGGCAGUUAUGUACUAGACGAGUACAAAAGGCGGAAAGUUGCUGGCUGGACUAUAAUGUUUACAUGUGUUGGAGUUCUGCUUCUUGUGUCUGCAGCUUCAAUUGUCGGUCUACCUAGCUUUCUCCGAUUUAUGUUGUGUGGAAUUGGUGGCUCUCUUCUUUUAUCUGGUCUGGUAGUACUGAGCUGUAUAGAUCAAGAUGACGCAAGGCACAGCUUUGGGCACACAGGAGGUUUCAUUUGCCCGUUUGUUCCCCUCCUACCUAUUGCCUGCAUACUUAUCAACACCUAUUUACUGAUUAAUCUUGGAGUUGACACUUGGAUCCGUGUAUCAAUGUGGCUGGUGCUGGGAGUGCUUGUUUAUGCUUUCUAUGGCCGGACUCACAGCUCGCUGAUGGAUGCAGUUUACGUGCCUGCAACCCAUGUUGAUGAAAUCUAUCGGAGCUCUGCAAACUCUCUGGCUUAGUUGUAUAGGGAAUGAAAUCUUCCAGCCAGAGAGUUUGCAGAACUGAUGGCUAAAAUCAGUCUGUUGUUUGUAAUAUAUGUGUUAUAUCUAUCAUCAGUGGCAUAGGAGUUAUAUUACAGAAGUUGUAAAUAAUUUUCAAUUGAAAUACAUUGUUUGAAAUGUUUUCAUGAACUAUUACAGAAAUUGUAAAUAAUUUGCAAUUUAAAAACAUGGUUUGAAAUGUUUUCAUUCUGACCUCA